This is a messenger RNA of Anguilla anguilla (European eel), 6985 nucleotides long. Its product is annotated as transient receptor potential cation channel subfamily M member 7-like. Gene Ontology annotation, molecular function: protein serine/threonine kinase activity; calcium channel activity; ATP binding. The transcript has 40 exons. The coding region runs from base 304 to 5880 and encodes 1858 amino acids. Gene Ontology annotation, cellular component: membrane. The record is from RefSeq and is a predicted model, not a curated record. Lineage: Eukaryota; Metazoa; Chordata; Actinopteri; Anguilliformes; Anguillidae. Gene Ontology annotation, biological process: calcium ion transport; protein tetramerization; protein phosphorylation.
AUUAUGAGCCUCCUUCCUCAGUUAUUUCUUGUACUAAUCCAUAAUUUGUCUUCCCACUGGAUCACCAUCUCGAAAGCUCCACCCGACCCAUGUGACAACCUGCGGUUUCCAGCAGGUGUUGUCUGGACUGACUCGCAGCAUCAGUUCGGAGUUGCACAAUUAUGAAAAGGGUACUUUCCGCUGGAGUGGAGGCAGAUCACCUCAAAGUUAACCGGGCUUUCUCUCCAAGGCUAACCGAUAGCACCGCUGAUAGAUGGCUAAAAGCCACGGAACAGCUCUCCCAGAGUCUGACCGGUGAAAAGAAUGUCCCAGAAAUCCUGGAUAGAAAGCACUUUCACCAAGAGGGAAUGUGUGUACAUACUUCCAAUCUCAAAAGAUCCUCACAGGUGUCUCCCAGGAUGUCAGAUUUGCCAGCAGCUUGUGAGGUGCUGCUGUGGACGGCUGGUGAGGCAGCAUGCGGGCUUCACUGCCAGCCUGGCCAUGCAGUAUUCAGAGCUGAGGAUGGGUGAGGGUGGCAUGCCCGAGCUGGAGGAGUGGUCUGUGGAGAAGCACACGGAGGAGCGCCCCACUGACGCGUAUGGCAUUCUCAACUUCCAGGGUGGAUCCCAUUCUUACAGAGCAAAGUAUGUGCGCCUGUCCUACGACUCCAAACCCGAGUCCAUCCUCCAGCUCCUGCUCAAAGAGUGGCAAAUGGAGCUUCCAAAGUUAGUCAUCUCCGUCCACGGGGGCGUCCAGAACUUUGACCUCCACCCUCGGCUCAAGCAGGUGGUGGGAAAGGGGCUGGUCAAGGCAGCGGUCACCACGGGGGCCUGGAUCCUGACCGAUGGGGUGAACACAGGUGUGGCAAAGCACGUCGGCGAUGCCCUCAAAGAGCAUUCGUCUGGAUCAGUUCGGAAAAUCCGCACCAUAGGAAUUGCCCCCUGGGGAGUGAUCGAGAACAGAAAUGACCUCAUCGGUAGAGAUGUGGUCACGCCAUAUCAGACGCUGCUGAACCCCUUGAGCAAGCUGAACGUGCUCAACAGUCUGCACUCUCACUUCCUCCUGGUGGAUGAUGGGAUGGUGGGGAAGUAUGGUGCAGAGGCUAUACUCCGCCGCCACCUGGAGAAACACAUCAGCCAGCAGAGGAUCCAUGCCAGGAUCGGGCAGGGGGUGCCGGUGGUGGUGGUGGUCCUGGAGGGCGGGCCCAACGUGAUCCUCACGGUGCUGGAGUACCUGCAGGAGAGCCCCCCCGUGCCCGUGGUGGUGUGUGAGGGGACUGGACGGGCUGCCGACGUGCUGGCCUACGUGCACAAGCACACCGAGGACGGCGGAUUUCUUCCUGAUGGGGUUGAAAUGGACAUCAUUGGAACAAUCAAAAAAACCUUUAACUUCAGCCACAGUGAUGCCGUCCACCUCUUUCAAACCAUAAUGGAGUGCAUGAAGAAGAAGGAGCUGAUAACCGUCUACCACGUGGGAACAGAGGAUCCACAGGACAUCGAUGUGGCCAUACUAAGAGCACUUUUAAAAGGCACCAACACAUCAGCGUUUGACCAGCUUGUGCUCACACUGGCCUGGGAUCGUGUUGACAUCGCCAAGAACCACGUGUUUGUCUACGGGCAGCAGCUACUGGUGGGUUCCCUGGAGCAGGCUAUGUUGGAUGCGCUGGUGAUGGACAGGGUGGAGUUUGUGAAGCUGCUGAUUGAGAAUGGAGUCAGCAUGCAUCGCUUCCUCACCAUCAGCCGCUUGGAGGAGCUCUACAACACGAAACAGUCCUCAACUAAUCCCACUCUCUUCCACCUCGUAAGAGACGUCAAACAGGGUCACCUUCCUCCAAAUUACAAGAUCACCCUGAUAGACGUGGGCCUCGUCAUCGAGUACCUCAUGGGCGGGACCUACAGGUGCAACUACACCAGGAAGCGCUUCCGGAUCAUUUACAACAAUCUCUAUGGCAACAGCCGGAGGUCUGGGCGACACAUAACAAUUGGCGGAUCGCACCUGCACAAGAACCGCGAGUCGUUCUGCAUUCACGUCGACAAGAAGGAAAAGACCAGGCACAACCACUUCAUCAAAACCGCGCAACCGUACAAACCCAAGCCGGAGUCGUCCAGGCAACAGGCGAGGAAGAGGAGCAGGGAGGAGGUGGUGGAUAUCGACGACCCGGAGACGCAGCGCUUCCCGUACCCGUUUAACGAGCUGCUGGUGUGGGCAGUGCUCAUGAAGAGGCAGAAGAUGGCGCUGUUCUUCUGGCAGCACGGGGAAGAGUCCAUGGCCAAGGCCCUGGUGGCCUGCAGGCUCUCCCACUCCAUGGCCGACGAGGUCCAGAAGAGCGAUGUGGUGGACGGCACCUCUGAGGAGCUGAGGGAGUACUCCAACGAGUUUGGCACACUGGCGGUGGACCUGCUGGAGCAGUCAUUCCGGCAGGAUGAGACCAUGGCCAUGAAGCUGCUCACCUACGAGCUGAAGAGCUGGAGCAACUCCACCUGUCUGAAGCUGGCCGUGGCGUCCAGGCUGCGGCCCUUCGUUGCUCACACCUGUACGCAGAUGCUGCUGUCCGACAUGUGGAUGGGCCGCCUCAACAUGAGGAAGAACUCCUGGUACAAGGUAAUUCUCAGCAUCCUGGUUCCCCCUGCGAUCCUCCUCCUGGAGUAUAAGAGCAAAGCGGAGAUGGCCCACAUCCCCCAGUCGCAGGACGCCCACCUGAUGACACUGGAGGACGGCGAGCACCCCUUCCACCACCCCGCCGCCAACGAUCACAUCCAAAUGGAUGUUUUGAGGGAGGGGAGGCAGACUGACCACGCUGAGCAGAAAAGUGAGGGCACAUAUUCCCUCCGCAGCCGGAGAAUCCCCGUCACCCGCAGGUUCUACGCCUUCUACCAAGCGCCCAUCGUCAAGUUCUGGUUCAACACGCUGGCGUACCUGGGGUUUCUUAUGCUGUACUCGUAUGUGAUCCUGGUACGGAUGCCCCCCACGCCUUCCGCGCAGGAGUGUGUGGUCAUCCUCUACAUCUUCACUUCCGCCAUAGAGAAGACCCGGGAGAUGUGCAUGUCUGAAGCUGGUAAGAUAACUCAGAAGAUCAGAGUCUGGUUCAGUGAUUACUUUAACAUUUCAGACACUAUUGCAAUAGUUACUUUCUUUGUGGGAUUUGGACUGAGAUUUGGAACAGGCGACAUCUUCACGGCUGGGAGAAUCGUUUACUGCCUGAAUAUCAUAUUUUGGUUUGUGCGGCUUCUGGACAUUGUUGCGGUGAACCAAUAUGCUGGUCCCUACAUCAUGAUGAUUGGGAAAAUGGUGGCCAACAUGUUUUACAUCGUUGUAAUAAUGGCUGUGAUCCUGGUGAGCUACGGUGUGCCCCGGAAGGCCAUACUGUACCCCAACGAGGAGCCGUCCUGGACGCUGGCGAAGGACGUGGUCUUCCAGCCCUACUGGAUGAUGUACGGGGAGGUGUAUGCUUACGAGAUCGAUGGUAAGGGCGAUGACGAUGUGUGUGCAGGAAACAGUGAGGCGAAGGAGUUGUGUGGUCCAGCCGUUUGGCUGACCCCACUAUUGCAGGCUGUGUACCUCUUUGUUCAGUAUAUUCUCAUUGUGAAUCUACUCAUCGCUUUCUUCAACAACGUGUAUCUGCAAGUGAAAUCCAUCUCGAACCUGGUGUGGAAGUACCAGCGGUACCAUUUCAUCAUGGCGUACCACGAGAAGUCAGUCGUACCCCCACCUCUCGUCCUCCUCAGUCACCUGGUCUCCGUCUUCACCUGCAUCUGUAGAAAGAGGAAGAAGGGCGGCAUGACAUAUGGACCAAAGCUGUUUUUGACUGAGGAGGACAGAAAGAGGCUCCAUGACUUUGAGGAGCAGUGCUUGGAGACGUACUUCCGGGAAAAGGACGACCACUUUCACUCUGGGAGUGAGGAGAGGAUAAGGGUCACUUCUGACAGGGUGCAAAGCAUGCUCCUGCAACUGAAGGAAGUUGGCAAGCGGGUGAACUUCAUAAAGCGCUCCCUCACCACCCUGGACUCCCAGAUCGGGCACCUGCAGGACCUGUCUGUUCUGACGGUGGACACGCUGAAGGCCCUGUCUGCCCAGCGAGCUUCAGAAGCCAGCAAGGUCCACAACCAGAUCACCCGGGAGCUAAGCGUCUCCAAGAACCUGGGGCCCCGCCCUCUGGACACGCCUUCUCAGCCCCAGGGCCCCACCCUGCUCAAGCGCAGCACAGGGGCUGGCAUCGGCCCCCCGGUCCAGCAGGGUGAGGCCAGUGUGACUGACUCCAUCUUCUGGGGCGGGGCCUGGGAUGCAAACAGGAGCCGGGGGCCGGAGGCGGCUGGGGUGAGCCCUGAGGGGCGGAGCCUGGAGCCUGGGGUUUCCGACGCUGCCCUGUCUCCGCCCGAGCUCCGCCUCGGGGGCCGGCCCCUGGACGAGGGGGGCCCGCCGCCCCACGCAGAGGACUCCCAGAACACCACCACGCCCAGUAGCCUGCCCUGGGCUGCAAAGUUUUUUGUGGGCCCCCCUUCUUCUGUGGGGCAUCAUGGGGUCCUGCCCGAAAGCUUGAGUCUUGAGUUUGAGGCGUUUGUGGGGCAUAAAAACAUCGCAGAACGCUCGGGAUUUGGAGAAGACCUCACUGGGGGAAACAGGCCUCUCAACCCAUCACUGAGGGGAAAAGACCCGGGCUCCCCUAGUGGACUGAUGAGGACAGCGAGUUCCUACGCAGGUUUCACAGAGUUUGGCAGAAACCCCUCCUCCCUCUGUCCCAACUCAGCUCUCAGUGGUAGGGGGCGGGGUCGUGUGUCAGCCGAGGAUCUCCUUUAUCAGCAAGAGCAGAAAACAGGGCUGCUGGGCAAGUCAGCACAGCUCAGCAGUGUGACUCCAGGGGAAGAGCUCUUGAAUGUUUCCACAUCUCUGUACAUGUUCAGAAACACGCACCUCGGGGCCAGGAAAGACUCCAUCGGUUCUCCCUUCAAACCCUUAGAUACCAGCUUUCAGUAUUCAGCUGUGGAGCGCAAUAACCUGAUGAGACUGUCCCAGAGCAUCCCCUUCACCCCUGUACCUCCAAAAGGAGAACCUGUGACUCUGUACCGUCUGGAGGAGAGCUCUCCCAAUACCAUCAACAACAGCAUGUCCUCUUGGGCCCAGAGGGGGCUCUGCGCCAAGAUCGAAUUCCUCAGCAAGGAGGAAAUGGGCGGAGGCCUUCGGAGGGCGCUGAAGGUGCAGUGCACCUGGUGCGAAGACAACGUGCUCAAACCAGGACACCUGUACAUCGUCAAGUCCUUCUUGCCAGAGGUGGUCAAUACCUGGCAGAGCGUCUACAGAGAUGACACUGUUCUGCAGCUGUGUCUGAGGGAAAUUCAGCAGCAGAGAGCAGCUCAGAAACUGACCUUUGCCUUCAACCAAAUAAAGCCGAAGACUAUCGUUUACUCUCCCAGGUUCCUGGAAGUGUUCCUGUUGUACUGUCACUCAGCCAGUCAGUGGUUUGCCAUUGAGGAGUGCAUCAGCGGCGAGUUCAGGAAGUUUAACAACAACAACGGGGAUGAGAUAGUUCCCUGCAGCCUGCUGGAGGAGACUAUGCUGGCCUUCAGCCACUGGUCCUAUGAGUACACCAGGGGAGAACUGCUGGUGCUCGAUCUGCAAGGUGUCGGGGAGAUUUUGACGGAUCCAUCUGUAAUUACAAGAGGCGAAAACGAGUCAUAUGAGAUGAUAUUCGGGCCAGCAAACUUGGGGGACGACGCCAUCCGGAACUUCAGAGAGAAACAUCACUGUAACUCCUGCUGCCGCAAGCUGCACCUCCCCGAUCUAAAGAGAAACGAGUACACCCCUGAUAAAGUCACCCUGCCCCCUGACGACACCCCAGGCGAGGGUUCUGUCCAAUCGCAGAGUGCCACCAAAGAAGAGAGAUCCCCGAUACGACUGAUGCCGUGAGAGAGGACAGGAAGUAUGUGACAGAAGUCAAAGGAAGUUUACCUUUGUUCCCAUCAAGGCAAAUGAAUUGGGAGUCUCAGGUGGAUUUAUGGCUUUCAAUAGUGUUUUAAAACAAUGGCAGUAGCAUAUGUGGCUCCAUGAAAUGGAAGGCAGUCCCUCCCAUGUUGGAUCAAAAGGACACAGGCUAACAGGGCAUUUGGCUACUAAAGGCAUCCAGCUCAUCCUGGUGUCUAAUAAUGAAGAUAUGAAAUGGCACAAUCACAAAAAACGAUGAAAAAAUCCACUUACUUUUAAGAUCUUAUUUUAUUUUAUGAAAUACAAACACAACAAAAUAAGUAUGGAUCAUUUGAUGGCAAUAUGUACAUACGUGUUCUUAUGGAAAUGGAAAUUGAAUAUACGGAAAAUAUUUUGAAAUGUAUAUACAAUAUAUGAGCAAAUGUGAAAUUACUGCCUGCUUUCAGAUGCUUUCGAUGCAGUAUUUUACCAAUACUCUGCUAUGAAGUAUUCAAAAAUAGCCCACACAUUUACAUUACUGCAGUGUAUUUCAUUUUCAAACAAAGUGUAUAGGGUUAUAUGAAUAUAUUCCAACAUACCAGCCUAAUGUCUUUGGACAGAGAGGUGCUGCAGUACUUAUUAUUAACAUGCAAGAUGACGUUAGUAUGUACUAGGUGUAAGUUUUUGUGAUGGCACAUAUGCAGUGUUCAAAGUGAAAGUCAAAGAAUUUAUCAGGAGGAUAUUAUAUUGCAACGGUAUGUGUGUAUUUUAUAUGUUUAUCAUUUGUGGAGGGUCUUCAUGAAUAUAUGUGGGCUGGAAAAUAUGGGGCAACUUUUAUAGCACAAUGUGUGAUUUGCAGACAUAUGUACUGUAAUGUAGCUGUAUGAUAGUGAUGACCAAAAAUUAUCAAUAUAAAUUUGUUACAUAGGUUCAGGCAUUUUUUCAUACAAGUAAAAUGUGAGAAAUUAUAUUUAGUGUAUCUUAUAGAUACAGAAAUGUGGUGCAAACGGAAUAGAUAUUUCACGCAGUCCAAAUUAAACAUGCUAAGGGUAUGACACUGCAAUUUUUCACUGUGUACCUUUAUAUAAUAAAGUCUGAAAUGCAUACAUUC